AUGGCAGAAUUUGCUGAGGACGAUGCAAUCCCCAGCGGCUGGCGCACCCGACAACCGGGCUUUACCAUCUGGGCGCUUCUAUCCGUCGUUCGAGUCUCGUUUGUCGGCUUCUGCUACAGCAUCUACUACAUUCCGGCCUCAUUACGUCAGAGUCCAACAUGGUCAUAUCGGCAAGCAGUACGGUCGCGACUGUUGAAAGUUGCCUUUGGCAUCAUCGCCGAGCUCGGUUUCACACAAUCUCUCAGCAUGGAGGCGGGCGAUCUCGGUGAUCGGUGGGUUAUUAUGGAACCAGCUCCAGGAGAAUCAUACCCCCGUGCUUUCGCAAGUGAGACUGUCAAACCGGAGAGUAUAGGUGCGACCUGGUACCCCGAUGCUCCGCCAAAGAAACCCGAUCCCGACGACCAUGGUUUGAUCGUGCUAUCUUUUCACUCGAGUUCUUUUCUAUGGCUAGAUGGACGACCGGGUGAUUCUGCAGACACUGCAAACAUGCUCAACAGCAAACUAGGCCCCGGAACGCGGUCUCUGUGGGUACAAUAUCGUCUUGCAGGUGGAAAAAACCCGACCCCGUACCCAGGACCUAUGCAAGACGCGGUGACCGCGUAUCUCUACCUCGUGAAGGAUAUGGGAAUCUCCCCAUCCCGCAUAAUUGUAGCAGGUGACUCUUCUGGCGCAACAAUAGCGGUAGCUCUUCUGCGCUACCUCGUUUCCAACGACAAUCUCGAUCCCGAGCUCAAUGAGCUGCCACAACCUAAAGCAUGCAUGAUAUUUUCACCGUCAGUCGAAUACAGCUUCGAGGGGGACUCGCACGCCUUUCACACACAUCGAAAUCAGAAGACCGACUAUUGUGAUGGACAUAUGGCCGCCUGGGGUGCACGGGCAUUUGCACCGCCAGCGACCGUUCGAUUAGACAGCCCGUAUUUAUCUCCAGCGCUCCAUCCAUUCGCGACCCCGGUGCCUAUCUUCGCUCAAGCUGGAGGUGCCGAGGUACUCUGUGACAGUGUCAGAGGGUUCACGGAUGGAAUGCGUGCUAUCCCGAGCAAUCGCAUUGAAUAUUUAGAGACUCCAGAUGUGCCACACGAUAUUUAUGGUACUGGGAAACUACUCGGGUGGCAAAAGGAACAAGAGGAGAUCAUCGAUGCCGCCGCCAGAUUCGCUCUGUGA
Penicillium odoratum is the source of this 1161-nucleotide messenger RNA. RefSeq lists its product as uncharacterized. The transcript has a single exon. Lineage: Eukaryota; Fungi; Ascomycota; Eurotiomycetes; Eurotiales; Aspergillaceae. Bases 1 to 1161 code for a protein of 386 amino acids. The record is from RefSeq and is a predicted model, not a curated record. Gene Ontology annotation, molecular function: hydrolase activity.